Molecule: messenger RNA, 1890 nt
Organism: Mytilus californianus (California mussel)
Lineage: Eukaryota; Metazoa; Mollusca; Bivalvia; Mytilida; Mytilidae
Exons: 7
Coding region: 1-1890 (629 amino acids)
Source: RefSeq, a predicted model, not a curated record
AUGAUGUCCCAAUACACAGGUGGAGGUUCUAGUGGAAGUAUGUUUAACCCUAAUGCUAUGAUGGGAGGAGGUCAACAGCAACCUGCAAACAGUGGGCAAAGUUCACAGCAGAGUCAAUCAUCACAGUCGACAAGUAAUCCUCAGCAGUCAGGAAGUUCUAGUCAGUCAUCUGGAACUGGUAUGUUUAAUCCGAAUGCGCAGAUGUCAUCGGGUGGUUCUGUUGGCACCUCUGGUGGCAGCUCUGGUGGAGGUAUGUCUCAGUCAUCAGGUGGAUCAGGAGGAAGUAUGUUUAAUCCGAAUGCGCAUAUGUCAUCGGGUGGAUCUGGUGGCACCUCUGGUGGCAGUUCCGGUGGAGGUAUGUCUCAGUCAUCAGGUGGAUCAGGAGGUAGUAUGUUUAAUCCGAAUGCGCAGAUGUCAUCGGGUGGAUCUGGUGGCACCUCUGGUGGCAGCUCUGGUGGAGGUCAAUUUGGUGGUCUGUCUCAGUCAUCAGGUGGAUCAGGAGGAAGUAUGUUUAAUCCGAAUGCCAUGAUGGGAGGUCAACAGCAACCUUCAAACAGUGGACAAAAUUCCCAACAGAGUCAAUCAUCUCAGUCAACAAAUAGUCCUGCACAAUCAAGUCAGUCAUCUGGAACUGGUAUGUUUAACCCAAAUGCACAGAUGUCAUCGGGUGGAUCUGGCGGAACAUCCGGUGGAAUGUCAUUCAAUCAGAAUCAGAUGAUGUCUGGUGGAGCACAACAAAUGAAUGGUGGUGGUGGUGGUAGCAGUUCAAACACAAUGCCAAAGUAUGACCCAAACAAUGCUGUAAAUACUGGCGCCAAGUAUGACCCUAAUGCUGCAAACAGUGGAAUGGGUGGUUCUUCAGGGGGAGCAAAACCAUCUUUUGCAAACGGUAUGGGGUUUAAUGCAAAACAACAACCGCCUGGUGGGCAACAGACUACGAGUCAACCAAGCCAACAAUCCGGAUCACAGUCCCCGUCUAGUUUUGGCCAAGCCUCAGGACAGCAACCACAAUCGGCAGCAUCUAGCUUUGGACAAGCUUCAGGUCAACCAUCACAGUCUUCAGCAUCAAGUUUUGGUCAAGCAUUGGGUCAACAGUCUCAAUCUGGUUCUGGUAGUCAACAGCCUCAAUCUGGCUCUGGUAGUCAACAGACUCAAUCUGGCUCUGGAAGUCAACAGCCUCAAUCUGGCUCUGGUAGUCAGCAGCCUCAGUCUGUCGGAGGGGGUCAACAACAAGCAACAAGUCAACAGUCAAAUUGCGGACAACAAGCUUCUUUUGAUCCAGUAGCCGCCAAUACAGGAGGAACUUCCGGUUUUAACCCACUAAAUCCGCUUUUAGGAGGAAAUACUAUGAGUAAAUUCAUGGGACCGAAAACAGGAUGUGGUAAAACUAACGGUGGCUUUGAUCCUGGCUCUGUCAAUAUGCAACAAGCUCAGUUAGGUACAAGCUUAAACAUGUUUGGCGGAGCUAAAGGUGGAGACCCAAGCAAAAUGGAUGCAAGUUCAUUAAUGGGUGGAUCCUCUGGAAUGAUGAGUGGGGCUAAUUCAGUUAUGAGUACAGGCGGAAGCAGUGGUGGAAGCACGGGGGGCAGUAGCGGAGGUGGAAUGAAUUUGAAUCCUAUGAAUAUGAUGAGUGGUAUGAUGGGAGGAUCCGGAAGCGGAAGUGGGAGUGGUAGCGGUACGAAUCCCAUGAACGCAAUGAUGGGAGGAACAUCUGGUACAUCCAGAGGCGCAAGAGGAGCCCAGAGGUUUGCUGGAGGCAGUAAGCUUAUGGACCCCAUGGGUUUUAUGAAUGGAGGUGGGCAAACUGGUAAAUUUAGUAAUCGGUUUUCUGUACCAUUAACAGGAAGAUCUUUGGAGACAGAAUCUGAAUACCACAAUAGACAUAUUUAA